This is a messenger RNA of Talaromyces stipitatus ATCC 10500, 744 nucleotides long. RefSeq names its product glutathione S-transferase, putative. The transcript has 4 exons. The record is from RefSeq and is a predicted model, not a curated record. Bases 1 to 744 code for a protein of 247 amino acids. Lineage: Eukaryota; Fungi; Ascomycota; Eurotiomycetes; Eurotiales; Trichocomaceae.
AUGGCCUCUUCGGAUAUCAAGGUCACUCUCUACUGGCUGGAGCAAUCUCGCGCACACUCAAUCCUCUGGAUCCUCGAAGCCCUUUCCAUCCCCUACCAACUCAAAACCUUCAAACGAGGCAAGGACAUGCUAGCACCUCCCGAACUCAAAGCAGUACAUCCUUUGGGGAAAUCCCCAGUCAUCACCGUGGAACGUCCAGAGUAUUCUCAACCAUUAGUACUAGCCGAAUCUGGGGCGAUUGUUGAGUAUCUACUCAAUCAUUUCGGAGGGGAAGAGAAGGUCUCGUGCCCAAAAACGGAGGAGUGGUUGAGGUAUAGGUUUUAUAUGCAUUAUGUUGAGGGGAGUUUGAUGCCACAGAUGGUUACUGCGUUGAUUGUUGAUCGUGUGCGCAACGCCCCCGUCCCAUUCUUCAUCAAACCUAUCCCCCGCAUGGUCGCAGAUAAGAUCCAGACAAGUUAUCUCGACAGACAAUUUGAAGUCCACUUCCCGUUCCUUGAAAGUCAACUCAAAUCCGCCCCCGGGACGAGUGAGGGUGUGCGAGGAGGAUUGUGUGGAGCAAAAUUCAACGCUGCUGAUAUGUUGAUGAGUUUCCCGGUCAUGGCGGCCACGAAGAGAGGACUUAUUACGCAGGAUAAGUUUCCUGAGAUUGUGGCGUUUGCGGAGAGGUUGAUGAAGGAUCCUGUGUAUUUGAGUGCGGUGAAGAAGAUUGAGGAAGUGGAUGGGAAUUUUGUUGCUUCUUUGUAG